GGCUCCGCUCUCCCCAGCCAACCCAGGUGGCUGCCUCUGCCUCGAACGUCUCCCAGUGACGUAGAACCCUGCAGGCCCAGAGGCCCCUCCACACUUCCUGUGUGGGGUUCAGAAACCCGCCUCCCCUCCCAGCCUUAAGUGCCUGUUUCAGAAAAUGAAGCUAUAAGCCAACCGGCCUCCGCCAUCUUAGGUAGCGUACGUGUCCGGUGAGGGAAAGAUGCCGUCGGGGAAUCUCUGGAGAGUUCUGGGACUCUGCCUCUUAUCAGUUGGCACUUGGGGGCAAGAAGACUCUGAAGAAACUGCUACAGAUGCACUGAAAACAUAUAAAGUCUCCAUCUCUGGAAACAGAGUAGAGCUGACAUGCCCUGAGGAUUUUGAACCAUUAACUUGGGAAAAAAAUAAUCAAAAAAUAGCUGAAACUUAUGAGAAGCACCUGUUACUGGAUAAUUUUUCAGAAAUGGAGAACAGUGGUUAUUAUACCUGCUCCACAAAGGAGAAGAAGAGUCAUAGGAUCUACCUGAAAGCAAGAGUGUGUGAGAACUGUGUGGAGGUGGAUGUCACGGCAGUGGCCACAAUCAUCAUAGUCGACAUCUGCGUCACUCUGGGCUUGCUGCUGCUGGUGUAUUACUGGAGCAAGAGAAGAAAGGUCAAGGCCAAGCCUGUGACAAGAGGAGCAGGUGCUGGCGGCAGGCCCAGGGGACAAAACAGGGAGAGGCCACCACCUGUUCCCAAUCCAGACUAUGAGCCCAUCCGGAAAGGCCAGCGGGACCUAUAUUCUGGCCUGAAUCAGAGAGGCAUCUGACAGUUCCCUGAAGACACUGUCUCCCAGUGACACAGGUCUGGCUCCCUCCAGGCUUGCUACUCCCUGCUCCCUGGACAAAUCUUGGACCCCACAGGAGGAUUGUUCCUCUGCCUUGUGGCGAACUCACACCCUGCAGCCUUGCCCCCAGCUGCCUCCUUCCUGCCUUCCCUGCUGGCACCCAGUCUAAGCAUGUUGCUGCUUCAUUAUCCUUUGAAGCAUCAUCGAUGCUCACCCCUCACGCCUGGGCUGCUGUCGUGUCAGGAUAUUUAUUUCUGUUCUUCACCACCACCACCCCAAAUUCCUUCCUUCCCCAGUGGAUGUUACUUCUCCCAUCAGUUCCCUCCUUUUCCUGUGUAGAAGUUACCCCAUCCUAACUGUUCCAUCAACCCUUCUAUGUUUCUAGCUCUCUCCUAGGUGACCCUCUGUGGGGAUGGACUGGGUAAAUAUUGGCACAUGUCUUGCCCUGUUCACAGACCCUGACCCAGAGCUAGCCCUGUGCUCCCUCCCUCCUGGUCUCCACUGCAGGCUCCUAGAUGGCCAUUUGCAUCUCCUCGAAUGUGCUAACCUCCUUCUCAGCUGAGAGAGGAAAGAAAUAAAGUGUAUUUGGCUAAAAGA
Molecule: messenger RNA, 1417 nt
Organism: Camelus dromedarius (Arabian camel)
Lineage: Eukaryota; Metazoa; Chordata; Mammalia; Artiodactyla; Camelidae
Product: T-cell surface glycoprotein CD3 epsilon chain
Exons: 9
Coding region: 218-802 (194 amino acids)
Biological process (GO): positive thymic T cell selection; cell surface receptor signaling pathway
Cellular component (GO): alpha-beta T cell receptor complex; external side of plasma membrane; membrane
Molecular function (GO): transmembrane signaling receptor activity
Source: RefSeq, a predicted model, not a curated record